UGAAAACGCGAGAGAGUUUGUUCGCCGAGGAGAAACGAUGAAAGACGAAAGGACAAGCCGUGGAAAAGCACGGAGAGCGAUAACGUUACCUGGAUCGGGGCCGGCGAAACGUUGUCCGACAAUCGAUGCCGGCAACCGGAGCGCAGAAUAAUCGCGGAAAGUUCGGAACGCGUGAGAAGUCGAAGGGCGGCCAUUUUGACUUCGGUAAAUAAGGGUCGGUGGCCGCCAUUGGUGCGCACGGGCGCGUCUUCCUUCUCGUUCUCGUGCCAGAUCGAGCAUUUCCACGCGACUCGCUUGUAUUUCCAGCAUUUUCAUCGUCUCGCGGGAAAGUCGGUCGCAGUCGCUCGCUUGCCCGAUAGACGAACGUGUCACCGAACGAUUCUGAGUAACGUGAAAUCCGACCGAACAACUAACGGGGUUCCAGUUAUCACGAAUAUUCUAUAGAGAGUGGCAAGUGCCGCGUUGCUCGGAAUUUCGCUGGAGGAUCGUUGCGAUCAGACGAGGCUCGGCCGGACCGUUUUCAGCCCGGUGAGCAAGCGCGAGCCUCCUGGAAGUCGUUUGUGCCGCGAACACCGAGCCCCGAGACCUCGGAAGGGGUGAGAUUCUCGGUGAAAUAGCGCAAGAGGAAUUAUCGCGAACGAACCAUGGACCUGGGAGAGGUCGCGUGUUCCACCGUCAGGUGGCGGUAGCCUGAAAACAGUGGGACAGCGUAUAAGAGACAGACACCCUGCAACGGGACUGUGUGUUUUUCACGGAAUUGUUUUCCGCGUUUUCCCGCAAGUACUGUGCUCCCCGACGGUAAUUUUUUGGCCGAGAGGGCCGCAUCUAUCAACCCCACUAUUCCGGCCGGCCGAUCGCCUACUCGCACCCAAAGACGAAUUAUGUAGUUUCUCUACUUGGUGUACACUCGAUUUAUUCCUGUCUCGCUUAUAAGAGGAGCCCAAUGUGGGUGGAAGUGAGAUGGCAUCCAGGGAAAAGAAACCCUUAGCGCCUUCCAAAGCAAAACAGAAGGCGAAUAAUGAAAGUGGCUUGUCGUCGAAUGAAAUUAAAAGUAGAAAGGGUAAGACUUUAUCGAACCUGAAACAACAGCAACUCGCACGUGAUAUUCUGGAAGCUGUGGCAACAGGCAGUCAGCUUCCACCAAAAUUAGAAGCAACCCUGCCACGUAAGAAGGUUCUGAGGAACCUUAAGCGUAAACAGAAAUUGAGAGUGGCAAAGGCUAAUCUCAUCAAAUCCAAAGUUCCAAGGAAAGUGGCGAACAGAAAUUUAUGCAGAAUAACAUCUGACGUUAAGAAAAGCGUACGAACGAAAAGGGUCAAAUUGUCGGAGGAGAGUAGCGUUAAGACGUUUGAUAGUAACUCAAAAGUUCUAGAGCAACAAGUAAACGACAUAGAAAUCGAAAGUGCAGGGACAGAAACAAUUAAUAGAAGUGCCAAGAAUAAUCUCAGGACCAAAAAGACCAAAUUUGUAACAAGAAGUAGCGAAGAAAUAGAAAACGAAGAUAUUCAAGAUACAGAUUCUGUUGCUGGAUCUAGCACGAAAAGCAGUCCAAAAUUUAAUAAGAAGGGGAAAAGCUUGGACAGUCCGGAUUCUUUGUCGAAAACUAUUAAGUCGACAAAGUUUACUGGAUUCAAAAGGAGCAGUAUCAGGGACAAGGAAGGUUGCUCUAAAAACACAGAAGCGGACAGCAAGUAUACGAAAGGAAGAAAGAGUAACAGUAAAGAUACAGAUUACGGCAAGGCCUCAAACGUCGAUACAAAAUUUACAAAAUCUCUUCUCGAGGCUAAAAGUUCUAUAGAUCUUACCAUCGACGAGGUGAUAGCUUCAAUGUUAAGUGAUUCAGAAAUAGACAAUCAACAAGGAUUAACAGAGAAAAUUGAGGGAAAAGUAACGAGAAGUAGGAAAAUGCUGGUAGAAGAAAGUAUAGUUCCUGACAUUGAAAUUAAGAAGGAACCGGAUAGAGAGGAGACAAAAAGUAUAUCGGAUGGAGAAAAUUUAGGCACAGAAUCUUUCCAAAAUGCAAUUCAGCUGAGAAAAAGGUCGAAUGUAUCCAUAGGUCAGAGAAGUUUAAGAAACGGGAAAUUACGGCAAUCAGACUCCGGUAUAUCAUCCGACUUGGAUCAAAAGAGACGUCGCAGAUUAAACUCGGAUGAUCCUAUUAAUUCGGAAGUCUUGGUGGAUAACAUUACGGACAGUAAUAUAGAUACAGAAUCUUGCUUCUCGGAAUCCAGCGGCAGUGAUCCCCAGACAGUUGUAGCAGCCAAAGAUGAACCUUCUUUGAAACAGGAAAUGCUGAAAAAUUGCGAAGAUAGUUCCCAGAAUGGAUCGGAAACAGAGAACAAUAAUAACAGUGAUCGAGUAGAUAGAGUUAGCGAAAUAGGACCCACUCUGCGCUCAAAAACUAAAGCCAAAAGUACAGAGAUCGAAGUAAAAAAUGACAAUAUUAAAGUGGAAUAUACGAGAAUAGCACCUAAGAGUACAGAAGUGCAGGAAGAUGUAAAGAAAGUAGGCAAUUUAGAUCAAGUUAGAAAGGAUAAUAUUUUAGCAAAAUUUGCUGACAAAUCCAAGAGUCGAAGAAGUAGUUUGAACAUAGAUAUGAAAAAGACGGUAAAUUCGUUUUAUAGUACAGACAAAUCAGACGGUAAUCCAAAGUCUCAGAUAGAUCAGAUGAUAGAGAAUAUCAAGCUCACCAUUGCCAAGUCCAUUGAAAGUAAAAUCUUUGGAUCGGAGAAAAGUCUUGGACUGAGCAAAAAUUUCGAAGUACCAAAAAUUGAAGAGAUAAUCGCGCCUCUGAGUGCAGAAUCUCAGAAAUUGGGAUUAGAUGAGAAUAAGGACGAGGAUAAAUCGACCAUAUCUAAAAAUGAGAUCAAAUCGGAUAGUUCAGAAAAUUCAGUACCAAAAGUGGCCGACACUGCCAAAGAAAUUGAGAAACUAGUCAUGGGUGAUAUCGAACCAGCAGAAACUCAUUCUCAAAAUAUACAAGAAAGCGAGUCUAAUGAAAUCGAUGAAAACAAUAGCGUAUGUAAUGUUUCUGAAUCUAUGCAAAUUAAAGAGAACACUGAAAACUGUGACAACAAACCCGCAGAAGAGCAAGGAGAACCAAAUGAAAAUUCUACCAGUGCUGAACAAUCCGAAAAGUGUUCAGAACAGCAAGACGAACAAGCAAAAACAUUGGACGAUGGUAAAAAGAUAGUGGCUGUUAGGAAAUCACCCAGAAUAAGCGAUAAAGGCUCUUCCGAGAAUGGUGAGACUGUCAAAAAGUCGAAUAAAGGAACGAACAAAAUAGUGUACAAGUCUGAUAACAACGAAGAGUCUUUGGAAGAGGAUACGAAUAAAUCUGUUUCCGAAGAAACUGUUUCAAGCGAGGAACUGCUAAAAACGGUUACUGAAUCUUCCGAACCUUCCACCGAAUCUGUCACUUCUGAAUCAUUGAACAACAAUGCGGAAGUCACAGUCGCGCAGAUAGAAGAAAGGAAAGAAGAGGUAGAAGAAACGAAUAAAAUCGUUCAAAACGAGAUCGAAGUGUCGUUGGACGUUUCUACGAAUUCGGAAGAAGCCGAAACGCUGGAGAGCAUUUCGAAAGAAGUAGAAAGGUUGGUAGCAGAGGGUCAGCCGAUCAGCCAGCCGGAGACAGACACGGAAAAUGCACGAGACAGAGAAGAAGAGGAAGAGGAAGAGGAAGAGGAAGAAGCAGAAGAAGCAGAAGAAGCAGAAGAAGCAGAAGAAGCAGAAGAAGAAGCAGAAGAAGAAGAGGAAGAAGGAGAAGAAGAGGAAGUAGAAGAAAAAGUUCAAAAUAUUACAGAGUCCUCUCCACCUCCAACAGUAUCCGACAAUAGUGAACAAGAAGCUGUGAAUAAUGUAAGUGACGAGUCGGAAGGAAAUAUCGUACAAGAGGAACAAGGGGCAGCAGAGAAUGCCAAAGAAAGAGACAUUAGCCCUCCGGGCGUGGUGGAAGAUACGGAAAAGGAUAGGAAUAAUUGCCACAUAUCAGAUAACUCUAACUCAGGUUCAGAUUCUAAAGAAAAUGCCAACUUAGUUUCUAACGAUACCUCUAUUUUCGACCAGGAUAGUAAAAACGAAGAUGCAGAGAAUAACGUAGAAAAUGAUAAUAAGUGUAAAGAAAAGAGUGCAUGCAACAAUAUAGCCAGCAGUCCCGUUUCUGAACCGGAAGAAAAGGAAGCGAGUUCGAACGAAACUUUGGAGCAGAGCGAGACACCGGCGACAGAGAAUCAGGCUGAGAAACUAGCGAACGAUAGUACGACGGUGGAGGAGGAGCAGAAGUCUGCCAGCGAAGAGAAGAAGAGGGUGCUCAGAGCUCGGGACAAAGCGAAGAAGGUAGAGAAAGGACAAGCGUCGUCGAGCAGGGAGCGCAACGAUAGUUGCUCCAAAGGGAAAACCGACGAGGAGGCUGCUCCGAAAAGGCAAAGCGUCGCGCACAACGAUAUCGAGGAGGAUUCGACGGGGGACAAAGCGGAGAACGCGCCCGGCACCGAUGACCCGGCGGAGGAGAGUCCGAACAACGGUGAAUUGGAGGCGAACGAUUUGGAGCGUCAAGCGCGCACUCGGCGCAGCAGGGAGGUGAAGAAACGCAGGGAGGAUCAGCCGGUUUCGCUGAAGAACAAACGGUCGAAGCGGGAGCUGCGCAAGUCCGAGCAACAGAACAAGGAGGAGACCUUGCUGGACAACGAGGUUGCCAAGAUCAACGAGAACAAUCAGUCGUUCUUGAACAAAUACGGAGGCGGAGCGGAAUGCGCGAAUAGCAAUUUCAGAGGAUUCUCCGAAGGAGGCAGAGCGUGUCUGGAGAAACACCAGGACACCGCGGACAGCGCGCGGAGCAAGUCGGAGAAUGACUUGGUGAUCGCGAAAGAGCCCGAGAAAGGGAGCUGCGAGGACAGGCUGUCGAGGAACCUGUCGGAGAAUCGCGUGACCAAGCAAGCCGAGAACAUCGGCAUGCUGGACGCGGAAUGCAAGCCGUCGAAAACGCCCGAAACCUCGCAGAAGGACUCGGACGAGACGUCCACGUCCGGCGAGUCGUCGAGCAGCGUCAACGUCGCGGAGAAGAUCAUGGAGACGCCCGAGGACAAGGCGAAGAAGGAGUCGAUCCUACGGUUGCUCGGGCUGGAGUCCUUGGAGAAGGCCGCGGAACGGCUGAGUCAUCAGAAAGCUAAGAAGGAGCAGUACAGCACCGGCACUUUGAAGACCGUGAUCAGAGUGCAGAAGGAGAAGGACAGAGACAAGAGACGAUCCAGAUCUCCUCUGAAGAUGGUGCUGAAGCAAGGCCGCGGGGACGGAGAGGGCGAUUCACCAGAGUUCUACACCAUUCAGAAGGAGUUUGGAACCAGUGGUUUGGGCGAUAGCAGCUCUGGUGCGAACCGAAAGUUCUCUACUAACCACAGACACUCUUGCGAUGAAGACAACGAAGACGCAGCGCCGAAGGAUCGCCAGUCUCUCGUGAUUCCAGAGAAGUCCUCCUCGUUCUCCAUUCACCCGGGUCGCCUUUGCGCGGACGUCUGUUGCUACUGCUUCGGGAAGUUCGGCUCGCUGGACACGCCGAUGCAUCUGGCUCAGAUGAAGUCGGACGAGAGACGCAAGAAAAUCCUGAACAUAGAGAGACACCUGACCAAGGACUCGUGCUUGUGCGAUGCGUGUUACCGCCACGUGGACAGAAAGGCAAACACAAGUCCAACGAACAUGCAAACGAAACCGCAGAAACAGCAUCGACAGUUGAUGGUGUCCAAGUGUUCGGCUCGCGACUGCAGAGACGCUGCGAGACAUCACGUGAAGCGCCGUUGGUUGUUGAAGAUAAAGGCCGGUCUGCAAAAGCAGGUGGACAUCGAUUGGGAGUCCAGCCAACACACAUCCAUGUCGUUCUGCGUCAGCCACUACUCGACGAUAGAGCGAUUUUUGACUUGCGCCCUUUGCAAACGCCGGCUGGCGAGGAAUUACACUCAUCAGCUGGCGAACGCGGAGACCGACGAACUGAACCAACUGUUGGGGCAACAGGGGAUCCCCGUGGUGCUGGCCGCUGGUACUUUCGUCUGCAAGUUGUGCCGCUACUUCACCCAGCUUCAGUUGAAGUACAAGGACGUCGAAAAUAUGAACAUGAGUCACCGAUCCUUCUUCAAGAAUUAUCGUAAGAGAAUUCUCCAUUACCACGAUAUCGAGGUGCUGGACAACGAGGACGACGAGCUGUCCCAGAACCAGACCAAGGACAAGGAGAAACGCAAGAAAAGCAAGUGUCCUGCCCAGUCGAAGAGCGGAACCACCAAGUCCCCCGAUGCCACGACGAUCAAUUCCGCCUCGGAGAAGUCGACGCUCGAGCUCGGCAAGGUCGAGGGCGCGAGCUCCGAGACGGAUAACGAGAAUCGAGUGGCGAAAGCGAACCUGACCGACCCCGAGGCGGUGAUUCCCGGGGACGUGCAGUACCUCGGCAUCGAGAGCACCGUGGAGAAGCUGAAGAAGCGAAAGCUCCUGGAAAUGCACCCGUACACGUCGGACACCACGAUAUCCUGCGACAGCCCGAACGAGGUGGUCGAGAUCCUCGCGAUGGACAAAGAGGUGACGCUGACCAGAUUGCCAAAGAGACAGAGAACCAACAACGACAUCACGCCCGUGGUGCAGAGACUCGGCGCGAAUCCCUCGAUCAGCGUCCGCACCCUGUUCCCGGGCGAGGAGGAGAUGAACCUGCACGCGAACAUCGAGUUCGCGAACGUGCGCGAGAUCACGCCCCAAGGGUGGGAGAAGUGCGCCACCAUGAUACAGUACGACAGGGACACGAAGCUCCUCUGGCAAGAGCUGCAGAGACCGUACGGGAACCAGAGCUCGUUCCUCAGACACCUAAUACUUUUAGAGAAAUAUUACAGAUCCGGCGACCUGGUCCUGGCUCCGAACGCCUCCCGGAACGCGAUCAAUUACUCGACGUCUGUUCAGAACAGACUGAUAUCGUACGAGGGGCCGGAGAAGAUGGACGAGCCGAUCAUGGAGCCGAUCGCGUCCGAGUAUCACAACUCGCGCCGCCUGAGCGGCGGGUACGUGCUCGAGAGGGAU
Molecule: messenger RNA, 7047 nt
Organism: Nomia melanderi (Alkali bee)
Lineage: Eukaryota; Metazoa; Arthropoda; Insecta; Hymenoptera; Halictidae
Source: RefSeq, a predicted model, not a curated record